Molecule: messenger RNA, 401 nt
Organism: Striga hermonthica
Lineage: Eukaryota; Viridiplantae; Streptophyta; Magnoliopsida; Lamiales; Orobanchaceae
Source: the annotation of a GenBank genome assembly
ACACUCCCGAGCUCUCCAUGAAAUUCGCGAGCUCGCGAGUGCUACACAGCACAGGUGCACGGGCGAGAUACUCUCGAUGCCGCGGGGUAAUUCGCGAGGUCGCGUACGGCGUUGGCGUGGCUCACGGGUGCGUGCGUGAGCAUGGGCACAUGGGCACUCCCGAGGUCGCGGCUGUUGGCGCGAGCACGCGAGUGGCAGGCAGCGUGCAGCAUGCGGGUGGGUCACUCUCGAGCUCGCCAGGUUCUACGCGAGGUCGCGAGUGUGCGAGGGGCGUGGCGAUCGUGCACUCUCGAGCACGCCAGAUCAUUCGCGAGUUGGCGAGCGGAACGCGUGUUGGCAGGAGCAUCGUGCGCGGUUGUGCGGUUGUGCUGGCGUGCGGCGCGCGGGUGUGCUGGCGUGCG